UUUAUCUCUCUCAUAAUCACACCAUCCAAUAGCAUAACACCGAAAAACACGUCUCCAUUCCCCUCUCUCUCUCUAUAGAAAAAAAUUCCAACCCCAUCUCUCUCUGUCUCUUUGAUCCAAUCAGUUCAGCCAGAAAAUGUCAUCCGGCUUCCCUGGUGGCAUGCCUGACUCCUUCACCGCAGGCAGAAGAGCGACGCUGCUUCCGGCCAAUAUGAACAAUAGUUAUAGCUCCAAUAUCAUCACCGCGCAACAGCAGUUUUCCCUCCGCUCAACGCAGAUCAACGGGAAGAGGUCUGUCGACGAAUUUCACCACCAACAGCAGAAUCUCCGGAACGUCAGGCCGCGUCCUAGCUACCAAAAUCCAUCUCCGGCGCGGUACCAUCUGAAUCUGUCCAACAGAAAUGUAGGAAUUCGGUUGGCCGGGGAUCCAGGUUUGGAUUCGGAAAAGAAUACGAUGAACCACCGGCUGCAGGAGCUGGAGAAGCAGCUGCUCGAUGAUGAAGAAGACGACGGCGACACUGUCUCUGCUAUUACUAACACCGAAUUGUCGGAUACGAUCCAGAAUUUGAUAGGUACAUCUUCUUCUCCUACUUCCUCCUCUUCGUCGUGCUGUUCCACCUCGGCAUCACCCUGCCCCAAGCAAGCAUCGAUCGACGCCGCCGCCUCGAUCUCCGAGGGAAAGCCGGAAGUCGCGGCCGAGAUCCUCACGCGUCUGGCGAACGCGAACGCCAGCGGCAUCGCGGCUCACAUGCUAACGGCGUUGAAAUCGCGCUUAAAUCCGUCGGAGAAUCCUCCACCUCCUGCGUCGGAGCUGUUUAGUGCUGAACACGCGGCGUCGACGAAAUCAUUGUACGAGUUCUCGCCGUGUUUCAAGCUCGGAAUCAUGGCGGCGAACCUGGCGAUCCUCGAGGCGGCCGCGGAGGACGGAUACAACAAAAUCCACGUAUUGGAUUUCGACGUUGGACAUGGCGGACAGUACGGCCAUUUGCUUCACUCGCUCGGCCUCGGCAGCAACAAAUCCUUGAAGAUCACCGCCUUCUCGGAUGAUGAGAAGCUGAAGAAGGCCGUCGGCGACAACUUGCAGGCAUUGGCUAAUAAAAUUGGUGUUCCGUUCAAUUUCUGUGUCCGUAAUCUGAAUAUCGCCGAUCUGAACCGUCAGAUACUGGAAAUCCAAUCCGACGAGACAUUAGCAGUGAACUUAGCGUUCAAGCUGUACAGGCUGCCGGACGAGAGCGUGACGACGGAGAAUGUUAGAGACGAGCUCCUCCGGCGCGUGAAGGGGCUCUCGCCCAAGGUCAUGACGGUGGUGGAGCAGGAGCUGAACACGAACACCGCUCCACUGACGGCUCGCGUGCGCGACACGUACGACUUCUACGCGGCGCUACUCGACUCUCUCGACAACUCGGUCCGAGUCCUGGUCGAGGAGGGAUUGGGCAGGAAAAUUAGCAACUCGGUUGCGUGCGACGGUAGGGAUCGCGUCGAAAGGUGUGAGGUGUUCGGCAAGUGGCGGGCCCGAAUUAGUAUGGCCGGCUUUCAACCUCGACCCAUGAGUCAACACACCGUGGAGGCGCUCCGCUCCAACCUCAACUCGUGGACACGUGGCAACGCGGGAUUCGUCAUCAACGAGGAAUCCGGUGGCAUCUCCUUCGGUUGGAUGGCACGAAAACUCACCGUCGCUUCUGCCUGGCGUUAAUUUCCCUUUUUCUAAUUAUAUUAUUUACUUUUGAUUAAUACUUUAAUACUUAUAAUGCUCUCUUAAUUGUUGCUUUAACGUUUUCUUCACGUGAUUUGUAAUUUUUGGGGCUCCACUUACAUGUAUACGUAUAUAUACCUCUAGUUUGACAUUGUUAUUGA
Salvia hispanica is the source of this 1854-nucleotide messenger RNA. The record is from RefSeq and is a predicted model, not a curated record. Lineage: Eukaryota; Viridiplantae; Streptophyta; Magnoliopsida; Lamiales; Lamiaceae.